UACUUGACGUUAAUUUCAGAAGGCUCUGAAACUUGGGCUUCGACCGUUUUCAAUUUAGAAAGCUCAAGUGACUGAUCGAUCGAUCAUGAAAAAGAUCGCCGCUUGAGCAAACAGACAAUAUAUUCAAUGACCCUUCUUCAUUUAUUAUUCUUAGUUUAGUUCAUCGGUUUCCACGUUCAGUUCCCGAGUCUCCAAGGCAUUGAUCGGGGAAAUAGAUCCAAAAACGAGCAAAUGGGUCUGCUAUCUGGAAUGUUCAUGGGUAUUAUAUUCGGAUUCGCUUUGAUGGCCGGUUGGUUUCAUAUGAUGCGGUAUCGAAGCAGCAAGCGUGUAGCAAAGGCUGUUGAUAUCAAACUUCUUGGAUCCCUUAGCAGAGAUGAUUUGAGGAAAAUUUGUGGCGACAAUUUUCCUGAAUGGAUAUCUUUCCCUGUCUUUGAACAGGUGAAAUGGCUGAACAAGCAGUUGAGCAAACUCUGGCCAUAUGUUGCAGAAGCAGCAACAUUUGUAAUAAGAGAAUCUGUUGAACCUCUAUUAGAAGAAUACCGACCACCGGGAAUUACCUCAUUGAAAUUCAGCAAAUUGUCUCUUGGGACUGUUGCACCGAAAAUUGAGGGAAUUCGUGUGCAAAGCCUUAACAAAGGCCAAAUAACCAUGGAUAUUGAUUUCCGUUGGGGCGGUGAUCCAAGUAUCAUUUUAGCUGUUCAAGCUGCAAUGGUUGCUUCUCUACCCAUUCAGUUGAAAGAUCUUCAAGUGUUCACCGUUGUUCGUGUUAUCUUCCAACUUUCUGAAGAAAUCCCAUGCAUAUCUGCUGUUGUGGUUGCUUUGCUUUCUGAGCCAAAACCUCGAAUUGAUUAUACCCUAAAGGCUGUUGGUGGAAGCUUGACAGCAAUUCCUGGUCUUUCAGAUAUGAUUGAUGAUACUGUUAAUACGAUUGUCUCAGACAUGCUUCAAUGGCCUCACAGGAUUGUUGUGCCGAUUAGUGGUAUAGGUGUAGACACAAGUGAACUGGAACUUAAACCACAAGGAAAGCUUACGGUUACUGUGGUGAAGGCAAAUGAUUUGAAAAACAUGGAAAUGAUUGGGAAAUCUGAUCCUUAUGUAGUUGUAUUUAUCAGGCCACUAUUUAAAGUUAAGACAAAGACCAUUGAUAAUAAUCUGAAUCCUAUUUGGAACCAAACAUUUGAGUUGAUUGCAGAGGACAAAGAGACGCAAGCUCUCGUCAUUGAGGUUUUUGAUAAAGAUAUUACACAAGACAAGAAAUUGGGUGUGGCCAAAUUACCAUUGAUUGAACUGGAAGCUGAAAACUCUAAAGAGGUCCAACUGAGGCUACUCCCAUCUCUUGAUAUGCUCAAAGUAAAAGACAAGAAAGAUAGAGGGACGAUUACACUUCAGGUGCUUUACCAUAAAUUCAACAAAGAAGAACAGAAUGCGGCUCUUGAUGAGGAAAAGAAGAUGCUUGAAGAGAGAAAGAAGCUUAGAGAAGCAGGAGUCAUUGGAAGCACAAUGGAUGCCCUUGAUGGAGCAGCUUCACUUGUUGGAUCAGGGGUUGGGAUGGUGGGUACUGGUAUUAUAGCCGGUGCUGGUGUUAUGGGUGCCGGAGCAGGAAUUGUUGGCGGCGGCCUCAGCAAGGCCGGAAAAUUUAUGGGUAGGACUUUGACAGGAAAAUCAAGCUCCAAGAAAAAUGCCAAUGCCAAUCCUAAUGCCAGUGCUACUCCUUCCAUGAAAUCUGUUCUAGAAAAUAAUCACACCCCUUAAUCUUCAAAUAUAACAAGAAAUUUUACUUUCUUUUACCUUUUGCAGCUCCUUCACAUUCAUCUAGGGAUGAUUGUACAUAGUUUAAUAUGUUGUUUUGAGAUUAUUUUUACAUAGACAACAAGUUGUAAGUGAUUUUUUUAUUUUUACUUUGCUUUUGUUUUUCUUUAAUAAAUUUUUUUAAGUAGAAAAUUUGUCAUUUGGAUUAUUUUCCUUUUUUAACAAAUGAUAUUCAUUAGUAA
Impatiens glandulifera is the source of this 1991-nucleotide messenger RNA. Its product is annotated as calcium-dependent lipid-binding protein-like. NCBI's taxonomy places the organism in Eukaryota, Viridiplantae, Streptophyta, Magnoliopsida, Ericales, Balsaminaceae. Bases 232 to 1752 code for a protein of 506 amino acids. The record is from RefSeq and is a predicted model, not a curated record. The transcript is spliced from 12 exons. Gene Ontology annotation, molecular function: lipid binding. Gene Ontology annotation, cellular component: endoplasmic reticulum.